GAUGAACUCAGUACUCGUAGUCGAUGAACAGGGAAUCUGACCCGUUUGUUUUGUGCAUGUUUGGUUCUGCGUAAAAUCAGAACAGAACUUCAGAAGUUGGUCUUUUAGUUUUAUCAGUCGGAAAUGCAUCAUGGGAAAUCAGCUGACUGGUAUAGCGCCCUCACAGAUCUUUCCUGUGGAGCAUUACCUGACGGACGUCACAGACUAUGAAUUUGAUACCAGCCUCGGAAGCACCCGAUUCUUCAAAGUCGCACGGGCGAAGUACAAAGAGGGUCUUGCUGUCGUCAAGGUGUUCGCCAUCCACGAUCCGUCGCUGCCCCUGAAAUAUUACAAGGAUAAGCUGGAGGAGAUCAAGAAUAGGCUGAGUAGUUCCUCCAACUGUCUUCCCUUCCUCAGGAGCACGUUAUCGGACAAAGCAGCCUUGCUGUUCCGGCAGUACAUCCGCAACAAUCUCUACGAUCGCAUCAGCACCCGUCCGUUUCUCAACACCGUCGAGAAGAAAUGGAUAGCGUUCCAGUUGCUGUGUGCUAUCAACCAGGCCCAUCGCGUCAAGGUGUGUCAUGGUGACAUUAAGAGCGAAAACGUGAUGGUUACCGGCUGGAAUUGGGUUCUACUGACAGACUUUGCCAGCUUCAAGCCCACCUUCUUGCCAGCCGACAAUCCGGCUGAUUUUUCGUUCUUCUUUGACACCUCCCGGCGUCGCACCUGCUACAUUGCCCCAGAACGCUUCAUAGAGGGCAGCAUGCGUCAGUCGGAGACCGUUGAAUCGUCGGACACCUCGCUUCUGGAUGCUGGGUCUUUGAAGAGAGGAGAACUCACUCCGCAAAUGGACAUAUUCUCAACUGGCUGCGUGAUUGCCGAGCUGUUCACGGAAGGCCACGCCCCCUUCGACCUGUCGCAACUUCUUGCCUACUGCAACGGAACUUACAGUCCAGACACCGUCUUGAAUAAAAUAGAGGACCCCAGCAUUAAGGCUCUUGUAGAACACAUGCUACAAAAGGAUCCAUCCAAGCGCUUAUCUGCAGAGGAGUAUUUGAAGCAGUGGAAGACCAAGGCUUUCCCCGAUGUGUUCUACAGCUAUCUCAAGGUCUUCCUGGGAGAUUUCGCUGGUAUCCCCAUCCUUCCAUCAGACGAGAAAAUCGCAAGGCUUAAGAGAGACAUGGGUAAGAUCAUUGAGACACUCUCUUCUUCUGAUGAGAAGCAAGACGGAUGCAAAGACAACAACAACGGGCUGAUUAUCGUCUUGUCUCUUGUCACCUCCUGCCUCAGAACGCUCAAGUUUUGCAUCUCCAAGUUAGCUGCGUUGGAGAUCCUACUGAUGAUUGCUCAUCAUAUCCCUGACGAUCUCAUACUGGACCGAAUCAUUCCACACAUGGUUCAUUUUAUUAGCGAUCCCUUCCCCAGAGUGAGAGCAGAGGCCAUCCGAACUCUAAGCCAAACACUAACCAUCGUCAACUCAGUACCCAGAAGCGAUGCCAAUAUUUUUCCAGAGUAUAUUCUUCCGAACUUGGCAAACCUACCACAGGAUGACAUCGUCCUAGUCCGCGUAGCCUACGCAGAGAACAUUGCCGUCUUGGCAGAGACAGCACUGCGAUUUCUGGAGAUGGUCCAGCUAGACCACACAUCAACGCAAGAUGCGCAGGCCGACUCUGUGCCAGACCCUAACGUCCAAUAUCAGGCCAGUUAUGAUGACGAACUACAGAAUCUACACGGCAUGAUCCAGCAGAAAGUCGUCACCCUGCUCAGCGACACGGAGAACAUUGUCAAGCAGACUCUCUUGGAGAACGGCAUCACAAGGCUGUGUGUGUUCUUCGGUCGACAGAAGGCUAACGACGUCCUGCUGUCUCAUAUGAUCACCUUCCUCAAUGAUAAGAAUGACUGGCAUCUUCGUGGAUCCUUCUUCGACAGUAUCGUUGGAGUCGCAGCUUAUGUCGGUUGGCAGAGCUCCUUCAUUCUCAAACCUCUUAUCCAACAGGGCUUGUGUGACUCAGAAGAGUUUGUCAUCUGUAAAGCCUUGACUGCCCUGACAAGUCUGAUAGAGUUGGGUCUGCUACAGAAACCGAUAAUCUUAGACCUAGCCUCAGAGAUAGUACCCAACCUCUGCCAUCCGAAUCUGUGGAUUAGACAAGGCACAGCCGGUGUCAUCGCCGUCAUCGCAGGCAACUUCAACAUCGCCGACGUGCAUUGCAACCUGAUCCCACUUCUGCAACCGUUUAUCAAGCAGCCGAUCAUACAAGUGGAUAAGGAGCCAAUCCUGCUGAACGUUCUGAAGCCUCCGGUUCCCCGCCCUGUCUACGAUUACAUCCUGAGAUCCUCGCUGAUCGAGAGCUUGUUUGACAACCUGCAGGAUCGUCAGCUGUUGAGGAAUCUCUGUCGUCCUGGUCACAAGCCCAGCUACAGUCAGCCGGACAGCCCCGGCCUGGCACAGCUCCUCAGAAAACUCCAAUCUCAAGGAAUGACAGAACCUGAUGAGGACAAGCUGUUAUUACUCAAGGACAUCAUGAUGAAACAACAACAAGCCAAGUCAAAUCCCAAUGAUCAACCCCCGCCCUCCCCCGGACCGGACAACCCCAACAUCCCAGGUAUCAUCAACAUUCUGGCGCUGGAGAAGGAAUCGCCUGUCCAGAAAUACCACGCCGAUCUGAUCAAACCCCCGGAGCUACGGUCGGACGCCUCAGAGAAAGCUCCUAGAAAGUUGAAGAAAAGAUCCAGCAAUAUUGAGCCUGCCAUGAUGAACGAGGAAUGGAAGAGCAUGUUUGGCACGAGCGAGCCAGCUAGGACCUCGAAGGCACCCCAGCAGCCCACCAGCCCUGUCCACCCUGCCCAAGACGCCAUGGCUACCCUCAACGCUGGCCCCAAGAGCCCAGGACCGACCAGCCAGCAAGGCGGCAAGUCCCAGCCCACGGGUCUAUCCACUCUGGGCCCCAUCUCAAUGUCUCAACUCCAGGCAGCUGCUGACGGUAUUCCGGAGAAGAAACCGUUGGCUCCGGUCCAAGAGAACAGGCUACCGCCAAUCCAAACUCUUGUCGCAACUUGUAAGCUGGAACUGAGUCGCCUUGUUCAACAGAAGCGAGAGCAGUACGUGGCUGACGUGACGCGCAAGACACUCAUAGAAGAAGCAGCCAUUGAGACCAAGAUUCCACCAUCGUCAUGGAAACCUAAGGGUCUUCUGGUGGCCCACUUGCACGAACAUAAGGCGGCCGUCAACAGGAUUCAGUUGAGCCACGAUCACAUGUUCUUCGCCACAUGCUCCAGCGACGGCACAGUCAAAGUUUGGGACACGUCGCGACUCCUCGGCAAGAGUAACACCAAUCGGUCUCGCCAGACCUAUAACCGCCAACCUGGACGAAUAAAAGCACUGACGUUCUGCCAGUCAUCGCAUAGCAUCGCUUCGGCAUCAGACGAUGGCUCCAUACAUGUCAAUAGGAUUGAGGCCGGCGCACCGCGAUUCAGCCUGCUACACAAGACUAACCUGGACAUCCAUGAGGAAGGAUUUGCUGUCGACAUCACCCACUUUGAUACAGGAUCGCAGUCAGUGGUAACCUACGCGACAGUCCAGGGUUACUUAGUGGGUUGGGAUCUCAGGGCACCAGGGAUAGCAUGGAGGCUCCGCAACCAAUCAAAACACGGGUUGAUCACCUCCUUCGCUGUGGACCCCCAUCAGUGUUGGAUGGCCGUGGGGACCAGCAAAGGAGCACACACCUGCUGGGAUCUACGCUUCCAGCUGCCGAUCAGCACCUUGCAUCAUCCCACAGCUUCUCAUGUGCGUCGGAUUAGUCUGCACCCCAACCACCCAUCCUGGAUCAUCUCCGCAGUGCAAGGCAACAAUGAAGUGUCUAUGUGGGACAUGGAGACCGGGGCCAGACAGUUCACGCUAUGGGCUAGCCCUUCGCCUCCCCUCUCCCAAACACAGACCUCCAACCACGCCGUUCACGGCAUGUACUGCAUCCCAUCCAACGAACACUCCCCAAGUUUCUUGACGGCGGGCUCGGACCAGCGACUGCGCUAUUGGAGUCUGACCAAUCCUGAGCACUCCGGUAUCAUAGCCGGGUCUGUCAACGAUCCGCCUAUCCAACCAGCCGUCACGUACAAGCGGAGAUUGAUUGACGGAACAGAGGUGAUUGUAGAGACCUACGACAAACACCGCGGUGCGACAAACGUCGGCGAGUCAGGACGUCAAGGCACGGAGCAGGUUCCCGUCGGUCAUCGUAACGUCAUCACGGAUCUGGGCGUCUUUCUGAUAUCGCCUAGCAGCGCCGCCGUGGCUACGACUUCACAGGAUGGUGUGGUCAAAAUAUGGAAGUAAAUCUGUUGUGUUGAGACCAAGGACUAAAUUACAUGGAGCAGAAAUUUAUUAAGCACAGAACAUAUUUGCUUAGUAAAAACUGGUUACCAGCCAAAAGUGUGUGCAUUGUCCAUUGCCUGUGGCUGGUACCAAGCUUGAUUUGUUAAGGUACAGUUUCAGCUUAGCAGUUUCGUGGAAUUAGCCCCUUGAUUUUGAACCCAUGUACAAGCAUUACAUUCACUGUGUGGACUUCCAAACAAAAGAGGUCCACAUA
Messenger RNA from Patiria miniata (bat star), 4559 nucleotides. RefSeq names its product phosphoinositide 3-kinase regulatory subunit 4-like. Bases 131 to 4306 code for a protein of 1391 amino acids. Lineage: Eukaryota; Metazoa; Echinodermata; Asteroidea; Valvatida; Asterinidae. Gene Ontology annotation, molecular function: protein binding; ATP binding; protein serine/threonine kinase activity. Gene Ontology annotation, cellular component: nucleus-vacuole junction; phosphatidylinositol 3-kinase complex, class III, type II; late endosome. The record is from RefSeq and is a predicted model, not a curated record. The transcript has 30 exons. Gene Ontology annotation, biological process: macroautophagy; protein phosphorylation; protein targeting to vacuole.